AUGCAGCAGCAGCCCCCAUCUGAGCCACUGGCCCCCUCGGCUGAGCCCACAAAGCCCCCCUACAGCUACAUAGCCCUGAUUGCCAUGGCCAUCCAGAGCUCGCCGGGCCAGAGGGCGACACUCAGUAGCAUCUACCGCUACAUCAUGGGCCGCUUCGCCUUUUACCGCCACAACCGGCCAGGCUGGCAGAACAGCAUCCGCCACAAUCUCUCUCUCAACGAGUGCUUCGUCAAGGUGCCCCGGGAUGACCGCAAGCCAGGCAAGGGCAGCUAUUGGACCCUGGACCCUGACUGCCACGACAUGUUCCAGCAUGGCAGCUUCCUCCGCCGUCGCCGCCGCUUCACCCGGCGGGCAGGUGCCCAUGGCACCAAGGGCUCUGCCAAAGCAGGCCGUGGACCCCUCAGAGCCACCAGCCAGGAUCCAGAAGUCUCCAACACCACGACUGGCAGGCAGUGCCCAUUCUCGCCAGAGCUUCCAGACCCCAAGGGCCUAAGCUUUGGGGGUCUGGUGGGUGCCUUGCCAACGAGCAUGUGCCCAGCAACUACUGAUGCCAGGCCCCGGCUGCCCACAGAGCCCAAAGAGAUGUGUGCACCCAAGGCUGCAGGCCCAGGGGAGCCCCCUGGGUCCACCACAUCCUCCCCAUGCCCGGCUUUUGGCUUUCCUGCUGGUUUCUCUGAGGCCGAGGGCUUCAGCAAGAUGCCUACAUCCAUCUUGGCCCCUGAGGCAAGCGUCGGGAACAGCUACCAGUGCCGGCUGCAGGCGCUGAAUUUCUGCAUGGGGGCUGACACUGGCCUCGAGCACCUCUUGGCCUCUGCAGCCCCCGCUCCUGUACCACCCACCCCUUCAACCUCACUCCGGGCCCCACUGCCCCUGUCAGCUGACCCUAAGGAACCAUGGGUGGCAGGGGGCUUCCCUGUUCAGGGAGGCUCCAGCUGCCCUCUGGGGCUGCCCCCCUGUCUAUACCGGACACCAGGAAUGUUCUUCUUUGAGUGAAGGUGGCCUCACCUCUUCAAGGCCCCUGCCAACUACACCCUUCAGGUGGAGCCUGGAUCCAGGACCUGGAGCACUCUGAAAGAACCCAGCUCUGGCAGACCAAGAACAACCAGGACAGGAAGCCAAGACUGAAGCGGUGAACACUCAGCCAGGCCCUGGGGACCUCCAGACAAACUUGGGGUGAGGGAAAGUGGGGACCCUUGAGAUUUACUUUGUGGCUCUUGG
This is a messenger RNA of Castor canadensis (American beaver), 1218 nucleotides long. It is a transcript of the gene Foxs1, whose product is annotated as forkhead box S1. Gene Ontology annotation, biological process: anatomical structure morphogenesis; regulation of transcription by RNA polymerase II; cell differentiation. Gene Ontology annotation, molecular function: RNA polymerase II cis-regulatory region sequence-specific DNA binding; DNA-binding transcription factor activity, RNA polymerase II-specific. The record is from RefSeq and is a predicted model, not a curated record. NCBI's taxonomy places the organism in Eukaryota, Metazoa, Chordata, Mammalia, Rodentia, Castoridae.